Molecule: messenger RNA, 4217 nt
Organism: Arachis duranensis
Lineage: Eukaryota; Viridiplantae; Streptophyta; Magnoliopsida; Fabales; Fabaceae
Product: phospholipid-transporting ATPase 1
Exons: 7
Biological process (GO): phospholipid translocation
Cellular component (GO): plasma membrane
Molecular function (GO): ATP binding; ATP hydrolysis activity; ATPase-coupled intramembrane lipid carrier activity
Source: RefSeq, a predicted model, not a curated record
CUCUCUACAAUGCCUUUGACUUUCUGCAAUUUUUCACCUCUCUCUCAUCAACACGCUUCUUACAUUCCCAUUCUUUCUUAUACACCAAAAAUAAUCCGAUCCUCAUUUUUUUGUACAUUAUUAUUUCAUAACAAACCACCAUCCAUUUCCUCUGUUACUUGAAGCCUUAAUCCAUUGCUAUCAGCAACUACAGCUCCAAACUUAGAAAGUUGGUUAAUUAGUUAGUUUGUUUGUUAGAAAUUCUGACACAUGAUUAUAUUCUCUGAAUAAUAUUGUUGUUAUUAUUAUUAAUUUAUUACAAUGGGUUCUAGGCCUCUUUUGAUACCAUCUCCAAGAACUCCAAAUAGUAUUCAAGAGCUUCCAACUAUUCCAGUUUUUUCUGAACAACAAAAGUCAAAGUCAACUUCCUCUGAACAAGCAAGCAAUGCUGUUAUAAACAAAAGCAACUCAUCGUCGAUCCGCUCCGGCAGCUCCGGAAGGAGCGGCGGCGGCUCCGUCAAGGAAGUGAGCUUCAGCAAUUCUUCAUCCAAGCCGGUUCGAUACGGCUCGUCAAAACGCGGCGGUGGCGGCGAGUCGGAGGGAUUCAGCAUGUCGCAGAAAGAACUGAGAGACGAAGAUGCAAGAAUUGUUUACAUAAACAACCCGGAGAAGACGAACGAGAUUCUUCAGUUCGCAGGGAAUUCAAUCCGAACCGCGAAAUAUUCAAUCCUCACAUUCAUCCCUAGAAACCUCUUCGAACAGUUUCACAGAGUUGCGUAUAUUUAUUUUCUCAUAAUCGCCAUUCUCAAUCAGCUUCCUCAGCUUGCAGUCUUCGGUAGAGGUGUUUCGAUUCUCCCUCUGGCCUUUGUCCUGCUCGUUACCGCCGUCAAAGACGCCUUCGAGGAUUGGCGGCGCCACCGCUCCGAUAAAGUCGAGAACAACCGGCUAGCGUCGGUUUUGAUUAACGGAAGCUUCGUGGAGAAGCCAUGGAAGGACAUAACCGUCGGCGAAAUCGUUAAGAUCGCCGCCAACGAAACGAUCCCCUGCGAUAUUGUCCUUCUCUCCACCGCCGAUCCUACCGGAGUUGCAUAUGUUCAGACUAUAAAUCUUGACGGAGAGUCAAAUCUGAAAACUCGCUACGCCAAGCAAGAGACUCAAUCCAAACAGAGGUUUGAUUUCGGUGGAAUAAUCAAGUGCGAGAAACCGAAUCGGAACAUUUAUGGAUUCCAAGCUAACAUGGAAGUUGAUGGAAAGAAACUGUCUCUUGCAUCAUCGAACAUUGUGCUUAGAGGAUGCGAGCUUAAGAACACAAGCUGGGCUUUGGGAGUUGCUGUUUACUGUGGCAGUGAGACUAAAGCUAUGCUCAACAGCUCCGGUGCGCCGUCGAAGAGAAGCCGGCUCGAGACUCGAAUGAAUUCGGAGAUCAUCAUGCUCUCUUGCUUCCUUGUUGCUUUGUGUACGGUCACGUCCGUUUGUGCUGCGGUUUGGUUGAAGCGCCACAAAGACGAGCUUGAUUUGAUGCCGUAUUACCGGAAGCUGAGCUUCUCCAGUGGGAAACCGAAGAAGUAUAAGUAUUAUGGUUGGUUUUGGGAGAUAAUUUUCACAUUCCUCAUGUCAGUUAUAGUUUUCCAGGUUAUGAUCCCAAUUUCAUUGUACAUUUCGAUGGAGCUUGUUCGUGUUGGCCAGGCCUAUUUCAUGAUCAGAGAUGAUAGAAUGUAUGAUAGGGCUACCAAGUCAAGGUUUCAGUGUAGGGCUUUGAAUAUCAAUGAAGAUUUGGGGCAGAUUAAGUAUGUCUUUUCGGAUAAAACUGGUACUCUUACUGAGAACAAGAUGGAAUUCCAGUGCGCCAGCAUCUGGGGAGUUGAUUACAGUUCGACGAAAUCUGGCCUCGAGAUUCAACCUGGUGAAUACUUCACGCAAGUAGAUGGAAAGGUGUUGAGGCCAAAGAUGAAUGUGAAAGUAAAUCCAGAGCUUUUGGCAUUAUCAAGAAGUGGAAUUGAGCAUAAGGAGGGAAAACGGAUCUAUGAUUUCUUUCUAGCACUGGCAAGCUGCAAUACCAUUGUUCCUAUUAUUGUUGAUACCCCUGAUCAUGAUGUCAAGCUGAUAGAUUACCAAGGGGAAUCACCAGAUGAACAAGCAUUGGCAUACGCAGCCGCUGCCUAUGGUUUUAUGCUUAUAGAACGAACCUCGGGCCAUAUAGUCAUUGAUAUUCAAGGAGAAAGACACAGGUUAGUUAGUUAGUUAAAUAACUUCAAAACUGAUCAAAGCUGAUUAGAAGUUAGUGAAUCACUUGUUACUUCCAAUGCAUCAGUUUUAUUGGGCAGCCCUGACAAUUCAGUGAAAAUUUUCGUGAAAGGAGCGGAUACAUCUAUGCUAAAUGUGAUAGAUAAAUCAUCUAACAUGGACAUUAUAAGAGCAACUGAAGCUCAUCUUCACUCUUAUUCCUCAAUGGGUUUAAGAACCCUUGUGAUUGGAAUGAGGGAUUUAAAUGCUUCAGAGUUUGAGCAAUGGCACACUGCCUUUGAGGCAGCGAGCACCUCUUUGUUUGGCAGGGCCGCCAUGCUUCGCAAGGUUGCUGUCAAUGUAGAGAGAAACCUCUGCAUCUUAGGUGCAUCGGCUAUCGAAGACAAGCUUCAGCAGGGUGUGCCGGAAUCCAUUGAGUCUCUAAGGACAGCUGGAAUAAAAGUAUGGGUGCUAACCGGAGACAAACAAGAAACUGCUAUAUCAAUUGGAUACUCAUCAAAGCUUCUAACAAACAGAAUGACUCAAAUCAUAAUCAAUAGCAAAAAUAGAGAGUCGUGUAGAAAGAGUUUGCAAGAUGCCAUUGUUUCAAACAAGAUUGAAGGAGGUUUUGAUGCAAUGACAAGUCAGAUAGCAUUGAUCAUUGAUGGUACUAGCCUCGUAUAUGUUCUUGAUAGUGAACUAGAGGAGCAGUUAUUUAAACUUGCAAGUAGAUGUUCUGUUGUUCUCUGUUGUCGAGUGGCGCCGCUGCAGAAGGCCGGCAUAGUUGCCCUUGUUAAGAAGAGGACAGCCGAAAUGACGCUUGCCAUUGGAGACGGUGCUAAUGAUGUCUCCAUGAUUCAAAUGGCUGAUGUUGGAGUUGGCAUCAGCGGCCAAGAGGGCCGGCAAGCCGUAAUGGCGUCCGAUUUCGCCAUGGGCCAGUUUAGGUUUAUAGUUCCUCUCUUGUUGAUUCAUGGACACUGGAAUUACCAGCGGCUUGGCUACAUGAUACUCUACAACUUUUAUAGAAAUGCUGUCCUUGUUCUUGUCCUAUUUUGGUAUGUGCUCUACACUGCCUUCACUUUAACAACUGCCAUAAAUGAAUGGAGCACCACGUUAUAUUCAAUAAUAUACAGCUCAUUGCCAACAAUCAUAGUUGGUAUUCUUGACAAGGAUCUUGGAAAAAGGACUCUCCUCAAGUAUCCUCAGCUCUAUGGGGCUGGGCAGAGAGACGAGGCAUACAACAAGAAGCUAUUUAUUUUGACAAUGCUCGACACUUUAUGGCAAAGCAUGGUAAUCUUUUGGGCACCCCUCUUUGCAUAUUGGAGCACUGAUGUUGAUGUUGGAAGCAUUGGGGAUCUCUGGACACUAGCGGUGGUUAUUUUGGUAAAUUUACACUUGGCCAUGGAUGUCUUCAGGUGGAAUUGGUUGACUCAUUUUUCCAUAUGGGGGUCAAUUGUUGCCACUUUCAUUAGUGUCAUGGUCAUUGAUGCUAUACCCACGUUUCCUGGCUACUGGGACUUCUUUAAUGUUGCAAGCACAGGAUUGUUCUGGUUAUUGUUGCUUGGAAUCAUCAUAACAGCAUUGCUUCCUCGUUUCCUUGUAAAAUUCAUUUGUCAAUAUUACUUUCCCAGUGACAUUCAGAUUUCAAAAGAAGCUGAGAAGAUUAAUGGGAAUCAAAUUCAAAGAGAAAAUUUUGAAAGAGGACAAAUAGAAAUGCUUCCUAUCUCAGAUGUCCCACCAAGAUGAUGAGAAGUCAUCUUUUGUACAAUUUUCCAUUUAUUUUUGUAAAUCUUGCAUAUUCUUUAGGCUACCUCAGGUUAUUUAAUUUGUUGGUUCAUAGAUUUCAUCCAUUACUAUCCGAAGGAUAGAGUUUUGUUAUCACUUCAUAGGGUUGUACCGUGUUGAUAUUGAAAUGUACCAUAAUUGAGUAUAGGGAGAAAGUUUUUUAUUUUUUAAUAAAAGAAAAAUUUGUUAUUUUUGCAAAAGAGUAAAACUUUUAAUAUUUUUGUUCCUAA